AUGUUCGAGCACGUAUUUCGAAAGUGCGACAAUUCAACCAAAUCGGCUCUCUUUAAACUUCGUUGCACAUGGAACACCGUCUUCACUCCAUCAACACUUCAUGCUCUGGACAUGAAGAUCAAACAAAUCGAUAGUGCUUGGCCGAUUGUGACCCCACGGACUCCAAGUCCUGUAGCAUCUACUGGCGCUUCCCCAACAGGAUCAUCAUCUGGAUCAUCAUCCCCAGACUUGUCACCGAGAGGAACAAAGCGUAAAUGUGAUUCAGGAGAGAAUCAUAAUGGUCCAAACCCAAAAAAGUCUACACAAGCAGAUCUCCCAUUGGAAACUUUCAAACAAGUUGCUCAACCACCACCAUCAUCACAAUAUCCGCAUCAACUACAUGUGUGCGUAGUACAGCCGAAACUUGAAGUUAAAGAGGAGCCUUCAUCAAAUUCUCCAAAAACCAAGGAGGACUGGCUUUCCUAUCUCCGCGGCCUUCAACAAUCUGGAAUCUUGCCACCUGUCAAGCCGAGUCCACCACCAAUGGAUCAGUCCAACUCUCAGAAGAGCCGAAAGCGAAACAGAGGACAAUCCAGAUGGGAAGCGAUGCCAGUGGUUCCAACUCCACAAGUUUCUCUUGAUGACUUCAACAUUCACAAAUUGAGUGUCCGUCACAAUUCCAUCGUGGAUGCAUUACUGACACCAAGAAUGGAUUCAUGCAAACACUGUGGACUUCGUCUCGAUAAUUCUAAUGGAAAGUCCAAAGAAUGGAAGGAUCACAUGGACUGGCAUGUCAGAGAGAAUUUGGGAAUCAAUAAACCAUCUGGAUCCAAACAUCAGGAGUGGUAUCCAUCUUCGAAGACGUGGCUGACUCCACGUGCUACCGAGGAGCCGAAGGAGCAAGUGGCUAGUGAAGUAGAGGAAUCUCAACCAGGAGUUCCUUCCAGUGGAACAAAAACCAAGAAGUGUUCAGUAUGCAGAGAGAGAUUCAGUGAAUACUACGAUGACGAUGAGGAGAUCUGGCGAUUCAAGGAUACCGUCAAGGUUAAUGAGAAGAUCGUGCAUACUGGAUGUGCUUCAGAUGCGACUCGAUGA
Molecule: messenger RNA, 1074 nt
Organism: Caenorhabditis remanei
Lineage: Eukaryota; Metazoa; Nematoda; Chromadorea; Rhabditida; Rhabditidae
Exons: 5
Coding region: 1-1074 (357 amino acids)
Biological process (GO): termination of RNA polymerase II transcription
Cellular component (GO): cytoplasm; mRNA cleavage factor complex
Molecular function (GO): mRNA binding; RNA polymerase II complex binding
Source: RefSeq, a predicted model, not a curated record